UCAACCUAUGUUAACUCUCCACCUGCGUUUCGAUUUGAUGAUGACAUUUGUAUAAUAUCCACAUCUAUAAAUACGGAUAACUGGAUCGCACACUCAGUACUGGUGCAUUUGCUUGAGACACCAACAGAUAGAAUAUUGCUACAAAAACUUGGUGCAUGGAAAAAUCAAACAGCAGCACAGGCGGUUCUGCCUCUUCUAGCUACAGAGGAGUGCGCAAGAGAAAAUGGGGGAAAUGGGUGUCUGAAAUUCGUGAGCCUGGCACGAAAACCAGAAUUUGGUUGGGGAGCUUUGAGACACCCGAAAUGGCUGCUGCUGCUUAUGAUACAGCUGCGUUUUACUUCAGAGGACGUGAUGCACGGCUCAACUUUCCAGAACUGGCCAAUAACCUUCCACGCCCAGUAAGCUCAGAUGCUGAAGACAUUCGCAUGGCCGCUCACGAGGCUGCCUUAUGGAUUAAAGACCGUGCUGGGACGGCUGAGGUUGGAGGGUCUAGCUCAAACCUGGCGCCGCUCACGGUGAGGCUCUCGCCUAGCCAAAUCGAGGCCAUUAACGAGUUCCCGUUGGACUCGCCGAAGAUGUGGAUGCAAAUGGCAGCGGAAGAAUCCAUGGCCUUCUCUUUGGACAUUGAUGGGGAGAAUGAAUGGGAAGACUUCCAGAAUGAUUCUCUUUGGGACCCUUAGAUACAUGAAGCAUGUCUAGUACCAUUCAAAUUCUGCAAAUCGAGAGGACUUUGAUCUACGACAUCGGAUUUCUUGAAGAUUUAUAAGGAUUCAGUAGUACCGUUUAAUGGAAUAGUACGUACGUACGUAGGAGCAGAAGACCAAACAGAGAUUUUUCUGGCGGGUCCCAUUUGACAUCAGAGGAGCUAGCUAGGAUCAGUUGGUUAAUUAUAUAUAUAUAUAUAUAUAUAUAUAUAUAUAUUUUUUAUAGAUUCAUAAGAGUUUUCUAGUGGCUGAAAUUUAUGUGUUGUGAGAUCAUGAGGCCCACAAUCUCACACGUUUGAAUAAUAAUAUUUGAUGUAUAAAUAUUUUAAUAAAAUUACUCGAUAUAUGCAGUGUAUAAAA
Molecule: messenger RNA, 1064 nt
Organism: Carya illinoinensis
Lineage: Eukaryota; Viridiplantae; Streptophyta; Magnoliopsida; Fagales; Juglandaceae
Product: ethylene-responsive transcription factor ERF021-like
Exons: 2
Coding region: 156-680 (174 amino acids)
Biological process (GO): regulation of DNA-templated transcription
Molecular function (GO): DNA binding; DNA-binding transcription factor activity
Source: RefSeq, a predicted model, not a curated record